This is a messenger RNA of Tupaia belangeri chinensis (Chinese tree shrew), 2708 nucleotides long. RefSeq names its product solute carrier family 22 member 12 (gene SLC22A12). Gene Ontology annotation, molecular function: transmembrane transporter activity. The coding region runs from base 356 to 2017 and encodes 553 amino acids. The transcript has 10 exons. The record is from RefSeq and is a predicted model, not a curated record. NCBI's taxonomy places the organism in Eukaryota, Metazoa, Chordata, Mammalia, Scandentia, Tupaiidae. Gene Ontology annotation, biological process: transmembrane transport. Gene Ontology annotation, cellular component: membrane.
CUGGUCACACUUUAAUUCCAGUCUGGAUGACUUCAGUCUCCAAGCUUCCCACUUCCUGAAUUGAGCUUUUUCUGGAGGUUGGGGGCAGCCGUGUCUCUGGGGUGAUGUUGGCGGUCUCAAGAUCACUCCACACAGCCUCAGGUCCCAGUUGCAGCCACGCCAAGUGACAGCAGUGGACAGUCGCCCACAGAGCCCAGGCUAGUCAACGAAACCAGUGGCCCGUGACACGCUCCCGGCUGUCUGGCGGGAGACUCUUGUGAGUGCACCGUGGGGGACGCAGACCUCUCACAUUGGCCUCUGUGCCUUGGGCUGGCCUCUGUGAAGGGGCGCCUCCCUGAGGUCUAAGGUGGGCCCCAUGGCAUUUUCUGAACUGCUGGACCAAGUAGGCAGCGUGGGCAGGUUCCAGGUUCUCCAGACAGUGGCUUUGGUGGUCCCUAUCAUGUGGCUCACCACCCAUAACAUGAUAGAAAACUUCUCCGCCGCGGAGCCCAGCCACCGCUGUUGGCUGCCCCUCCUGGACAACGGCACUGCCCAGACCACUGUGCCAGGGGCCCUCGAUCCCGAGGCCCUCCUGGCCGUCUCCAUUCCACCAGGUCCCAACCAGGGGCCUCACCAGUGUCGCCGCUUCCGCCAACCGCAGUGGCAACUCCUGGACCCCAAUGCCACAGCCACCAACUGGAGCGAGACGGCCACAGAGCCAUGCUUGGACGGCUGGGUCUACGACCACGGCACUUUCACCUCCACCAUCGUGACCCAGUGGGACCUGGUGUGUGACUCUCGGGCCCUGAAGCCCAUGUCCCAGUCCAUCUACUUGACUGGGAUGCUGGUGGGAGCUGCUGUGUGUGGCCAUGCCUCAGACAGGUCUGGGCGCAGGCUGGUGCUGACCUGGAGUUACCUUCAGAUGGCUGUGCCAGGCACGGUGGCCGCCUUCGCCCCCGCCCUCCCCGUGUACUGCCUGUUCCGUUUCCUGCUGGCCUUUGCUGUGGCAGGCGUCAUGAUGAACACAGCCACUCUCAUGAUGGAGUGGACAUCAGCACAGGCCCGACCCCUGGCGAUGACCAUGAACUCUCUGGGCUUCAGCUUCGGCCAUGUCCUGAUGGCUGCAGUGGCCUACGGUGUGCGUGACUGGGCGCUGCUGCAGCUGGUGGUUUCCAUCCCCUUCUUCCUCUGCUUUGCAUACUCGUGGUGGCUGGCAGAGUCAGCACGAUGGCUGCUGAUCACGGGCAGGCUGGAGCGGGGCCUGCAGGAGCUGCGGAGGGUGGCUGCCAUCAACGGGAAGAGGGCAGUGGGGGACACUCUGACCAAGGAGGUCUUGCACUCGGCCAUGCGGGAGGAGCUGAGUUCGGGCCAGGCUCCCGCCAGCCUGAGCACCCUGCUGCGUACACCAGGCCUGCGCCUCCGGACCUAUGUCUGCACGCUGUGCUGGUUCGCCUUUGGCUUCACCUUCUAUGGCCUCGCCCUGGACCUGCAGGCCCUUGGCAGCAACGUCUUCCUGCUCCAGGUGCUCCUGGGGGUGGUGGACUUCCCCGCCAAGACAGGCACCCUGCUGCUGCUGCGCCGUUUGGGCCGCCGUCCCUCUCAGGCCGCGUCCCUGGUGUUGGCCGGGCUCUGCAUCCUGGCCAACAUGCUUGUGCCCCGGGAAAUGGGGGCCCUGCGUUCAGCCCUGGCCGUGCUGGGGCUCGGAGGGGUGGGCGCCGCCUUCACCUGCGUCACCAUCUACAGUGGCGAGCUCUUCCCCACAGUGCUCAGGAUGACCGCGGUGGGCCUGGGCCAGAUGGCAUCCCGCGCAGGAGGCAUCCUGGCACCUCUGAUCCGGCUGCUGGGCAUCUAUAGCCCCUCCCUGCCCCUGCUGGUGUACGGGGUGGUGCCCGUGCUGAGUGGCCUGGCUGCACUCCUGCUACCCGAGACCCAGAGUUUGCCACUGCCGGACACCAUCGAAGACGUGCAGAAACAGACAGCAAAGAAGGUGGCACGCAGCAUCCCAGAGCACUGGGUCCUCAAGUCCACACAGCUCUAGCCUCCCGGGAAGCCUGUGCUGGGACCGUCAGAGAAGCAGGACAGCAAAGGCCUCCAUCUCCCAGGGGCCCGGGGCCUCCCCUCACCAGUGCCCCCACCCCGGGGCUGCCUCUCUUGCUAUCUAAGGAGCCACACAGUCCCCACCCCCACACAUCGUGGCUGCUGAGAGGAGGAGGGCCCCUCACUGCUCCCUGUUCCACCCACACACCCCCAGAGCUCCGAGGUCAGCAGAGGUUGAACCUCCCCGGCCUCCCCUGGAGCAGCAGAGCCUCAGCUCCUCAGCUUCACCCUGAGGUCCUUGGCAGCCUGACCCACCUGCUCGGGCCCCUCCCCACCCCUAGCCCCACUUCAGCCCCAGGCUGGCCAGGCCUCUGCCUGCAAUCCCCUUCCCACCUCCACACCUGAGACGCUCCCCUCCCGGGACACACUCCUCAGGAGCCCCCAGACCUAGGGCUGUGGCCCUCCUUCCAGGAGCCCACAGGCCAACCCCCUUCCCCUCCUCCCCCGAGCCCAUGACUUCCCUGGGGGUGGGGAAGGUCCCACUGCCCCUGUCCCAGGAUCCACACAGGGCCAGGCUGGAGGGGCACCCGUGCAAGGGAUUGAAUAAAGAGUGGAUAAAGGGAGCCCAGCAGGUGACAUAGUGAUUAAGGCGCUGGACCCCCACAUGGCUGACUACAGUUCAAGUCCUGGAC